AUGGACGAGCAGAGCUACCGCGACCACUGCCUCAUCGUUGUGGGCGGCGGCACUGCCGCGGAAGAGACGCUCUGCAAGCGGCGGCUUGCUGUGGGAGGAGCUGGAUCGGUGCUUCUUAUGGCAGCCUCCGAGGGGAGCCACGACGAGCUUCGGCAAACGCCUGGGAGCGUCGUUCGCACCUACUGGACAAAAACCGGCCCUGAUGCGGUGGAGCUGCAGGCCCAGCAGCAACUGGUAAUCUUCCGGGCAGCUGGGAAGAUGCGGCACGUGCAGAUUCUGGAUAAUGAGUGGGGGGUGCAGGCCGAAAUGUCAGGCUAUGUUGUGCUGAAUCCUGACAUGGAGCUUGCGCAGGAACUAGAUGUGGAGGUUAAAGACCCCGAUCUCAUGGCCUGUGGCACUUUCUCCUGGCGCCACAUGCUCCUGUCUAUGGCCUUGCUGCUUGUAUGGCACGUCGCGAGGUGGGCGAUCUCCAUCUAUUUCGAGAAGCAGGCUCAUGAGGGACAGCUGCCUUGGUGGCGUGGUGGUCUGGUCUGGUUCAACGGAAUGGUCUUCUGCUGCUGGGCUCUUUUCGAGAUUUGGGCUGCCAGCCUUGCGGCAGAGAGGUCUACGUGGCUGACCUGGCUGACGGGACAGGUCUUGGGCGUCAGCCUCGCUGUUGGAGCGACCUGGAGACAGGUGGCAGACUUCCCGAUGUCGCUCCUAGGCGUGGGUGGCAACUUUCUCACAGGACCGACGCUUCUGUACUACUUGACGCGGGCACGGCACGAGACGUGCCGAUUCAUUCCCUGCUUGAUGUGGACGGUGGCGCAGCUCUGCGGCACGGUUGGUUGUUGCAUAGUGCUGGCUGGAAUGGUGGUGACCUACCUGUUUCUACUUGCCGAUGGCCAGGUUUUUUUGGCAACUGCCUUCUUGCCAGUGAGUACUGCCUUGACGGAGACCAGCACAGUGUUCUUCACGAAGCUCGUCUACAGCCGGUUAGUGGUUGCGAAGCGUCCGCAAGUUCCCGGCGACACCGCCUACCAGGCCAUGCCGUUCAUGCUCAUCGCCGCCCACGCCUUCUCGGAGGCGGCGAGGCUCGUGGCUGUCUUUGGCGGCGCGGUGAACGAGGGGAGCUGGAGUUGGCUAGGUGGGACGGUGUAUCGUGGGCAAGGCGCCGCUGUGGCAGUGUUCGCUCCAACAGGAUGGUCGAAGCUGCAUGACGAGCUGAAGAUCUCCGGAGGUUACUUCCGCUUUAUCGCGCUGAUCGGGCUGGUCAUUGCCAGGUACAUGAUGUUUGGUGAGCUGGUGCUCGACGGACCGAAGGCACCAGGCUUCAAUCCGUCAGCCGCUUGCGCGCUUUUGGUGCUGCUCAUGCUGGAGAUUUUGGAGGACAACAUAGUACUGCGCGAGCUCCUCCCGAUGGCUCCGCUACCACUGGAGUUUAUCGAGGCGAAGGACCCUCGGGCAAAGCCGGACCCAGGCAACCUCAUCAGUGUAGAGGUGCGGCCCAGCCGGUCUCCGAUCUCCGACCCCUGGCGCUUGAACGAGCUGAACAACAAAGGGGAGCGUCGCGCCACCAACCUGGUACCAACCGUCCCGGACCAUCCUCCCGAGCUAACAGAUCGCCAGUUGUCUUUGGGGCCCCGCCAUCCAUCCAUACGGUCAAGGAUCCGGCAGUGGUUUGGGCAGCAGCGCGCCGUCAUCCCGGCGCUGACACUAGUGUCCACGGUCUUCGCGAGAUGCCGUUUUCGAUCCAGCUCUCUGCCAUCGGCAUCACGUGCGAGGUGA
Molecule: messenger RNA, 1767 nt
Organism: Symbiodinium sp. CCMP2456
Lineage: Eukaryota; Dinophyceae; Suessiales; Symbiodiniaceae
Source: the annotation of a GenBank genome assembly